GAUGAACCCUCGUGUAACCUUCUUAUUUAUUGUUUUGUUCUCUACCUAAAAUGUGUCCCGUGUAAAACUGGAUGUUAAACAAUGAUUUUGACAGUAUUUUUAUUACCAUGAUUGUUCUUCAUAAUUUCUAAAUUGAUAAGUUUCCUAGAAAAAUGGAUCUAAUAAACAAUAUAAGUGUGAGCUCAGUUUUGAAUCGAGACAGUAAGACUUUCGGCAAAAAGAAUAUAAUUGAUGGAAGCAGUGAUACUUGUUGGCAUUCUGCGGAGGGUACACCACAGUGGGUAAAAUUCAGUUUCAAAGAGGAUGUGACGAUAAAAGGUUUUGAAAUUCAGUUCCAAGGAGGCUUCGCUGGAAAACAGUGCACCUUUAAAAAUCAUACUGCUCACAAUGAAGAAGAACAGUUCUAUUCUGAAGACAUAAACGGUGUACAGAAAUUCUUACUGACGAAACCAAUGGCUGGGAAUAUUUUUUCAUUCCAUUUUGAAACCAGCACCGAUUUUUUCGGCCGGAUUGUGAUUUAUGGUGUAAAAUUUCUUUUUGAUGACAGUUAAAAUUCGACAAAAUGUUGUGAUCGCGGAGAAGACAUUUUCCAAAUUAUUUUGUAAUAAAACUUGUUUGUUGGUUUAAAACAAUUCUGUUCAUGUUUGUAAAUAGAAGAAGAAGAAGAAAUUUAUUAUUAAACAUAAGAAACAGUUUAUAAUAUAUUUACAAUAAAUUUUAAGCAUGGCAAAAAGCCAUGAUUGUGAACAGUCA
Messenger RNA from Cimex lectularius (bed bug), 753 nucleotides. RefSeq names its product nuclear receptor 2C2-associated protein. The transcript has 4 exons. The coding region runs from base 153 to 551 and encodes 132 amino acids. The record is from RefSeq and is a predicted model, not a curated record. Lineage: Eukaryota; Metazoa; Arthropoda; Insecta; Hemiptera; Cimicidae.